GUGGAUUGGGUCUUGUUUAGGUAAGAGAAAGACUUCAGUGGCAGACAAACGAGGAGUAAUAAGAUAGCUAGGGGGCCCGUGCCCAGCCCACCCACGCACAAUCUCACUUAGUCCUCGCAAUAUCCCCAAGGUAGGUGCUAGGAUCACACCCUUUACGGACGCGGCACCUGGGACAGGGAUGCGCGAGGAGUCAGGGGGCCUCGCUGGAUCGAACCUAAGCUGGGAAAGAGUAUUUCUUGUAUUUUUAGCAGAAAUUCUCAGCCUCGGGGAAGAGUAUUUCUUGAUGAGGGAAGAGCGCGGGGAAGACACUCACGCACGCACAAACAUGUGGGCGGCCACGGUGUGCCCAGCGCCGUGCUGGCUUCUGGGAACCCCCAGUGGACAAGACAGACAAGGUACCGGCUCUCAUGGGAAGUGGGAGCCAGUCAGAAGCGCACCUAAUUUCGGAGAGUGACAAGCACUCUGAAAAAGAAAGAAGGUAGGGCUGGUGACUGGCCAAUUUAAGCGGGCUGGAGUCUGUUGGGGGACGGAGACCAGCCUCAGGUCUAGGUCCGUCUUGGGUUGGGGACAGAAGCUGUGCCUAAGUGUGGUGCAGGAUGCAGCUGCAAAGGAGCGCUUCCGAUCGCACUUGAUGCUCGCCACGUCCCUGCAAAGUGCUCCCGCCCCCAUUCUGUAAACGAGGAAACUGGACGCGCGGCUCGCCGGGCCAGCCCGCGUGCCUGCGCAGUCCCCUCCCCGAGAACCAUCCCCUUGCCCCGCCCAGCGUCUGGGGCGCGCGGCCGCCGAGAGACCCCGGAGGCGUAGCCGGCUGCGGAAGAGAAGAGGUGGGAGCGCGAGCUGAGACCAGCGUCUUAGAGGCGCCGCAGAAUUCACAGAUGGAUUCAGUGGAAAAGACAACAAAUAGAAGUGAACAAAAAUCCAGAAAGUUUUUAAAAAGCCUCAUCCGGAAACAGCCCCAGGAACUGCUGCUGGUUAUUGGGACCGGCGUCAGCGCAGCAGUGGCCCCGGGAAUCCCUGCCCUUUGCUCGUGGAGAAGCUGCAUCGAGGCCGUCAUCGAGGCUGCAGAGCAGCUGGAGGUACUGCACCCCGGAGACGUCGCCGAGUUCCGGAGGAAAGUGACGAAGGACCGGGACCUGUUGGUUGUUGCCCAUGAUCUGAUCCGGAAGAUGUCACCUCGCACAGGCGACACCAAGCCCAGCUUCUUCCAGGACUGCCUGAUGGAGGUGUUUGACAACCUGGAGCAGCACAUCCAGAGCCCUCUGGUGCUGCAGUCGAUCCUCAGCCUGAUGGACAGGGGCACCAUGGUCCUGACCACCAACUACGACAACCUGCUGGAGAUCUUCGGCCAGCAGCAGAACAAGCCCAUGGAGUCUCUGGACUUGAAGGACAAGACCAAGGUCCUUGAGUGGGCAAGAGGGCACAUCAAGUACGGCGUCCUCCACAUUCACGGCCUCUACACGGACCCCUGCGGGAUGGUGCUGGACCCAUCGGGGUAUAAAGAUGUCACUCAAGACGCAGAAGUCAUGGAAGUCCUCCAGAACUUAUACCGCACCAAGUCAUUUCUGUUUGUGGGCUGUGGAGAGACCCUUCGUGAUCAGAUAUUCCAGGCCCUGUUUCUUUACUCCGUGCCGAAUAAAGUGGAUUUGGAGCACUACAUGCUUGUGCUGAAGGAGAAUGAAGACCAUUUCUUUAAGCAUCAGGCAGAUAUGCUUCUGCACGGAAUCAAAGUUGUAUCCUACGGGGGCUGUUUUGACCAUUUUCCAGGAUAUGUGCAAGACCUUGCCACUCAGAUCUGCAAACAGCAAAGCCCAGAUGCUGAUCGAGUGGACAGCACCACAUUAUUGGGUAAUGCGUGCCAGGACUGUGCAAAGAGGAAGUUAGAAGAGAAUGGAAUUGAAGUUUCAAAAAAACACAGACAAUCAGAUACUGAUGAUGCUGGAGGGUCUUGAAAUCUUUAAAACCAGUAAAACCUGCACCUUGAAAACUAGCCUUCUGUAACCACAGUGCCCAAACGAAGAGGAACGUGUGGAGAACUCCACGUGAUCUCUGAUUGCGAAACCGCCACAUACACCAAGAGAGCCACAUGGGCAUGCGGCCCUCAAGGCUGGGUGAGAGGGCUCCCCUGUGUGUUGAACUGUGCAGGAGGUGACGCAGACGCACUUCAGGUGGACUUUGCAAGGACUGAUGGAUAGCUACCUCAGGGGCCAGAAUCCGUGGGAAGGGGUGGACCUGGUGUUCCCGUUCCCAUCUGACAGGCUCUCUUUUGUCAAGGUGGUAUUUUUCGUAAUAAAAGGGGAAGAGUAAAGACUGUCCAAGCAACAGUAGUUGCCAAAGAGAAAAUACGAAAUAGACACUUUUUUUUUUUUUUUUUCUUGAGUCAGAGUCUCACUCUGUCACCCAGGACAGAGUGCAGUGGCGCAAUCUCAGCUCACUGCAGCCUCCACCUCCUGGGCUCGAGUGAUUCUCCUGCCUCAGCCUCCCGGGUAGCUGGGAUUACAGGCGUCCACCACCAUGCCCAGCUAAUUUUUUAAUUUUUAGUAGAGUUGGAGUUUCACCACGUUGGCCAGGCUGCUCUCGAACUCUUGACCUCAGGUGAUCCGCCUGCCUUGGCCUCCCAAAGUGCUAGGAUUACAGGCAUGAGCCACUGUGCCCGGCAAAAUAAACACAUUUUAUAAUUUGUAUGUGGAAACAUGUUACUAUACAAAGCAUUUUAAAGGUAUGUUUUAAAGGUAUGUUUGUUCCACUGUUAAAUAGUAAAGAAUGAAUCCGCUAGUGAAAAUGUUUUUAGGGAGAACAGCUGGAUCAAAAGGGCUUCUUUGGAAUUAGGUUGUUUUAGUAACUUCUGUUUCAAAGAAACACAGGUCUGAUAUUGCUAAGAACUGAAAUCGGAGGAGGCAGAGGCCCUUUUCAGAAGUUCAGGCCAGCGUUGUGCAGGGCCACUGUGGGACUGACAACCGAGAUAGCACAAGUUCGAAAGACCAGGUUUCAAGCAUUACAAAUUCCAGGCUUUGCAAGUCUUUAUUCUCUGGGGUAAGAUCCAGUCUUUCUGUUAUUGUCUCUUAAGAUUCUCUUCCAUGGCCCACAUUAAGGGAGUUUGCAGAGAGUGAGGGAGGCAAAACUUGAAAAGGGCCUGCAACACUUUAAACCUUCUCAGGUUCACCCACAUGAAAUGGCUGUGCUGAGUGCGCUGCUGGUGCCGGGGAGCUUCUCUGACUGUGACCCUGCAGAGGCUUCCGUGGCGGUGCAUGAGCGGCCCUACAGUGGAGGGUUGUCUUUGGAAACAAACAGCCCUGCUUGGUUUCAGUUUGAGGCCACUUACCUUCCAUGUGACAUUUCUUGCCACGCCCUGUAACACUCCCCAUUGAUGACUCCCAUAGGUACUGAGAAAGUUAAGAACAGGAAACAGAAGGGUAGAAUGCAUAGAGAGGGAGAGAAGCCCUGAAAACAUUUUUUUUUUCUUUUUGAAGCAUGGAAAACAAAUCUUUUAUGCCGCUCCAGCCAUAAAUAAAAUUUUAACUUCAA
Nomascus leucogenys (northern white-cheeked gibbon) is the source of this 3522-nucleotide messenger RNA. RefSeq names its product family with sequence similarity 118 member A (gene SIRAL2). The transcript has 10 exons. NCBI's taxonomy places the organism in Eukaryota, Metazoa, Chordata, Mammalia, Primates, Hylobatidae. The coding region runs from base 876 to 1949 and encodes 357 amino acids. The record is from RefSeq and is a predicted model, not a curated record.